This is a messenger RNA of Tripterygium wilfordii, 2186 nucleotides long. RefSeq names its product poly [ADP-ribose] polymerase 2-A. Gene Ontology annotation, molecular function: NAD+ poly-ADP-ribosyltransferase activity. The record is from RefSeq and is a predicted model, not a curated record. The transcript is spliced from 18 exons. Bases 78 to 1994 code for a protein of 638 amino acids. Lineage: Eukaryota; Viridiplantae; Streptophyta; Magnoliopsida; Celastrales; Celastraceae.
UUAACGCGAUCCCAUUUCUCAGUCCCGCGGUCUCGCCCUCUUUAAAUCCGGGGCCAAAGGUGUCAGUUUAAACUCUCAUGGCAGGCAAGCUCAAAGUAGACGAGCUCCGAGCUCAACUCGGCCAACGUGGUCUCAGCACUGCUGGAACCAAGCCGACGCUGGUGAAGAGACUUGAAGCGGCUCUUAAGGCAGAAGAGGAUCACUUGAAGAAUGCAGUAAAUGAUGGUUCGAGUAGUAUUAGUAAGAAGAGAGAAAGGGGAGCUGAGAACGAAGAGUUGGAUGGAUCACAGAAGAUUAGGCGCAUCGAGGAGUUCCGUCAAAUGAGUGUCAAACAAUUGCGAGAAGAAGCCGUUCGUCGAGGGUUGUCCAUGACUGGGUCGAAGAAAGAGGUUCUCGAGAGGCUUUGUGAUGAUUUAUUAGAGAAAGACACAGAUGCAAGGGAAAGCUCUCAAGUGGCAGCUGAAAAAGAAGAGGAUGGCAGAGUGCAGGAAAAAGUUGUCACUGCAACUAGGAAGGGUGCAGCUGUUCUGGAUCAGUCGCUUCCAGAUCAUAUAAAGGCACAAUACCAUGUUAUGCAAUUGGAUGAUGAUGUCUAUGAUGCCAUGUUGAAUCAGACAAAUGUUGGGGAUAACAAUAACAAGUUCUAUGUGCUUCAACUUCUUGAAUCCGAUGAUGGUGGUAAAUACAUGGUUUACAACAGAUGGGGUCGAGUGGGUGUAAGGGGUCAAGACAAAUUAGUAGGACCCUACACAUCGCGAGAUAGUGCGCUUAACGAGUUUAGGAUGAAGUUCUUUGCAAAGACAAGGAACCAUUGGUCAGACCGUGAGAACUUCAUUUGCUACCCUAAGUGCUAUACUUGGUUGGAAAUGGACUACAGCGGAAACGAGGACAAAUCAGUGCAAGAAAAGCCUAAUUCUGCUAUUGGAAUUCAACCUCGAGAAACACAAUUAGAGCCUCAUGUUGCAAAAUUCAUUUCUCUUAUAUGCAAUAUCAGCAUGAUGAAGCAGCAAAUGGUGGAAAUAGGGUACAAUGCUGACAAAUUGCCACUGGGAAAGCUAAGCAAAUCAACAAUUUUGAAGGGUUAUGACGUGCUGAAGAAAAUCACUGAUGUGAUGGGCCAGUCAGAUAGGAGAAAGCUUGAGCAACUAAGUGGAGAAUUCUAUACUGUUAUUCCUCAUGACUUUGGAUUUAAAAAAAUGCGUGAUUUUGUCAUUGAUACUCCUCAGAAGUUGAAAGCCAAGCUUGAAAUGGUUGAAGCCCUUGGUGAGAUUGAGGUUGCAUCCAGGUUGUUGAAGGAUGACAUUGAUACACAGGAUCCCUUGUAUUCUCAUUACCAACGCCUUCAUUGUGAAUUGAUGCCCCUUGAAGUUGAUUCCGAAGAGUUCUCUAUGGUUGCGGAUUAUAUGAAGAACACGCACGCAAAAACACACUCAAACUUCUCUGUUGAUAUUGUACAAGUAUUCGGGGUGUCGAAAGACGGCGAAGCUGAACGCUUCAGCAAGCAGUUUUCAAGUAUGAAAAAUCGGAUGCUUCUCUGGCACGGUUCUCGGCUCGCAAACUGGACUGGCAUUCUCUCUCAAGGUUUGCGCAUAGCUCCACCAGAGGCACCUGUAACAGGUUACAUGUUUGGAAAGGGGGUUUACUUUGCUGAUAUGUUCUCCAAAAGUGCAAAUUAUUGCUAUGCUACUUCCGCUAUAACGACUGGUGUGCUGCUUUUAUGUGAGGUUGCAUUAGGGGAUAUGGUUGAACUUCUAAAUGCGAAGUAUGAUGCUGACAAGUUGCCAGAGGGGAAGCUAAGCACAAAAGGAGUUGGUGCAACUGCGCCGGAUCUUUCAGAAUCCAAGUCACUUAAAGAUGGUGUUAUUGUUCCUCUGGGAAAACCCAAAGAACAAGGAAACUCCGAGGGUGGCUUGCUAUACAACGAGUACAUCGUCUACAAUGUGGAGCAGAUCAGGAUGCGCUAUGUUGUUCAAGUAAAUUUCAAGUUCAAAUAACAUGGAAACACUUCCAUCGGUAUUGGGGUUUCCAUGCUCUGCUGCAGUCUGCAGAUAUGUUUUCUCAAUCUUAUGUAUAAUGUAAUAUGAUUUUGCUGGUAGGAUGUUAAUCCCUUAUUAUCUCAAUCCUAUAAAUCUGUAAAGUGCUUUUGUUCUCCUUCACAAUGAGUAAAAGCAUGAGAUGUUAAAAUA